AUGGCGGAGCAACAACCAACGGCCGUUUUUCUACGAGGCUUGGAUGAAUUCCAGAACGGGAAGGAACGAAUCCAAAUGUUCACUGAUAAGUUGGAUUCACCGGCCGCGUCUGAACAACGUCUGAAAGCAACAUCGUCACCGAAAAAGUGGGGUGCUAAUAUAUACCGGGAAACUGAUAUUGAUGAUAACCUACGCGAGGAAGAAGAGUUGGAUAGGAUUAAUUGUGAUAAAUUGAAGAAAGAGAAGGUUGCUCAAGAAUCGGAACAGCAAGAAAACCCUAACGAAAGUUAUGGCAGAAGUUACCGCAACGAGUUUAAGUUCAAGUGGUUGAAAAUCCAAUACGAUCGCAGGACCAGAGCGAAAAAAGUAGCUGAGGAAGAAUUGUUUUCACUUAAGAAAGAAUAUGAGGAAAAUGCAAGAGAAUGGAUAAGAAAAUUGAAGAAAGUGAGGGAUGAACGCGAAAAUGAUCAAAAACAGUGGGAUGAAGAGAGAAACAAUCUUAUUGCUCAACUUGGAGAUGCAACAGAAUCAUCCAAAAUGUACAAUGAUCUUUCACGGGAGUAUGAAGAAAAUCGACGCAAGUGGGAGGAAGAGAAAAAUGAUCUGGUGGCAAAGCUGGAUGCCGCAGUUGCUUCUUCAGAACUCUACCGGGGGUUUUUGCAUGAUUUUGAUCAUUAUUAG
Molecule: messenger RNA, 681 nt
Organism: Ilex paraguariensis (yerba mate)
Lineage: Eukaryota; Viridiplantae; Streptophyta; Magnoliopsida; Aquifoliales; Aquifoliaceae
Source: the annotation of a GenBank genome assembly